AACGCUCCUCAUACAGUUACCAGCAAAGAUUAACAUGUUCGGUCUUCGCAAGUUCAGCACCCCCGUCCUUCGCCCCAUGGCUCCUUUCUUCAUUGGUACCGUUGCCAUCAUCUACCUCGUUGGAAAGGCACAGACCGCUAUGAUUGAGAGCGACGAUUACAAGAACGACCCUAGAAACCCUGCUCUUGCAAGCAAGAAGGCACAUUAAAUAGCUGGUGUCUAACAUACUUAAGAACCAACCAAAAAUCCCUUCUAUCAAUGCUUCAGUGUAGAAAAUAAACAGCAAUUAUGCUUCAACUAGAUUCCAUUCAGGACUCACAACCUGGUGUACAGUGAUGUCC
Messenger RNA from Umbelopsis ramanniana AG, 341 nucleotides. RefSeq lists its product as uncharacterized. Gene Ontology annotation, molecular function: proton transmembrane transporter activity. The coding region runs from base 35 to 208 and encodes 57 amino acids. Gene Ontology annotation, biological process: proton motive force-driven ATP synthesis. The transcript is spliced from 3 exons. NCBI's taxonomy places the organism in Eukaryota, Fungi, Mucoromycota, Umbelopsidomycetes, Umbelopsidales, Umbelopsidaceae. The record is from RefSeq and is a predicted model, not a curated record.